GUUGACGUUCAUCUUUUCCACUUUUGCCAGUCCAAGAUAGAACUAGAGCAGCCAAAAAAAGCACCCAUUGCUCCUCCCACGAGUCUCCACUGCAAGCAUCCUUUAACCUUUAUUCCGCCCCUUUGAAAAAUUAGAUUGGAGCUUUAAUUCAAAUCCUCUAGCAUUUUAGGUGCAACGCCGCCACAAGUUAAUUAUUCACAUUUGAAAUUAUGAAUCUACUACUCUCAAAGCAAGCCAUUGUAAUCAAGAAAGCAAGGCAUGUUUCAUUUUGUAUUGAAGCAAGGCGCUUUGCAAACAUUCCUGGAGAAAAGAAAUCUACUGCUGAAGAAAUCUCGGCGCUUCUGAAACACAAAAACUGGAAUUUCCUCUUGGAGUCAUCGGAAAUCCCUCAAAAGCUCAGUCCAGAUGUGGUCCACUCCGUGCUUGAUCGAAACAAAUUGGUUGUUAACCCAAAACGCCUGCUUGACUUCUUCGACUGGUCAAAUCACAAUCUGGGUGUGACUCAACACAUUGAUUCUUUCUCUAUUCUUGCUCUGGCUUUGUGCAAUUCAAACAAUUUUACACCCGCCAACCGUGUGUUUGAUGAAAUGCUUCAGAGAGGAUAUGCAGUGACGGAUAUUCUCAGCUCGUUGGUUAAAUGUUUUAAGGAAUGUGAUAGCUUUAGCUCGAAACCCGUGGCGUUUGAGUUGCUAAUUGACGCUUAUAGGAAUAAGCGUAUGCUAAAUGAGGCUGUUUCUGCGUUUUUGGGUUUUAAAAAUGAGGGCUUUUCUCCCAGCGUGUUGUGUUGUAAUACAUUGUUGAAUGAACUAUUGAAGGGCAAUAAAAUGGAAUUGUUUUGGAAGGUAUAUGAGGGAAUGCUGGAGGGCGAGAUGAGUCUUGACGUUUACACCUACACCAAUGUGAUCAAUGCUUAUUGCAAGGUUGGCAAUGUUAAGGACGCCAAAAGACUUCUUCGUGUUAUGGAAGAGAAGGGGUGCAGUCCAAAUUUGGUUACGUACAAUGUGGUUAUCAGAGGCUUGUGCGGGACUGGUACAGUUGACGAAGCGUUGGAGCUAAAGGAGUCAAUGGAAGCAAAGGGAUUGGUUCCUGAUAUCUAUACCUACAGCACACUUAUUGAUGGAUUCUGUAAGAAAAAGAGGCCCAGGGAGGCAAAAGUGAUUUUGGUUGAGAUGACUGACAGAAAUUUGGUACCUUCCGCCUAUACUUGUGGCGUGCUGAUUAAUGCUCUAUGCAACUCUGGAGAUCUCUGUCAAGCGAUUCUUGUUUUGGAGAAGAUGAUUGCAGCUGGAGUGAGACCAAAUGCUGUCAUCUACACCCCCAUCAUAAAAGGGUAUGUAGAGGAUGGUAAGUUUGACGAAGCAAAAGAAAUUGUGCAGGAUAUGUGGCAGAAAGGUAUCUUGCCUGAUAUUUUAUGUUAUAAUACAAUUAUUACUGGGCUCUGCAAGGUGGGAAAGAUAGAUGAAGCGAAAAUGUGUCUUGUUGAAAUGGAGAGGAGAAAAUUGAGGCCGAAUUCAUAUACUUUUGGGGCUUUUAUUUCUUGGUGUAGAGAGGCAGGGAAUAUGCAAGUUGCAGAGCAGUACUUCUGGGAGAUGCUAGAUCGUGGUGUAGCGCCUAAUUAUGCCACUUUUACGUCUAUUAUUGAUGGGUAUUGCAAAUAUGGGAAUAUAGCGCAAGCAUUUUCAGUACUGAAUCGCAUGCUUGAAAUAGGACGACUGCCAAAUGUUCAGCUUUAUGGUAUUCUUAUCAAUGCUCUCGCAAAGAACGGAAAAUUGCCAGAUGCCAGGAAUGUUUUAUCUGAGCUUUAUAACAAGGGUCUAGUUCCUGAUGUGUUCACUUACACAUCACUCAUUUCUGGUUUCUGCAAGCAGGGUAAUUCGGAAGAGGCUUUUCUACUACUUGAUGAAAUGUGUCAGAAGGGUGUUAGGCCAAGCAUCGUCACUUAUAAUGCCUUAAUAGGCGGUCUUUGUAAGUCAGGUGACCUUUCGAGAGCUAGGGAAGUGUUUGAUGGUAUCUCUGGAAAGGGUUUGGCACCAAAUGCUGUGACUUAUUCCACAAUCAUUGAUGGUUACUCCAAAGCUGGUGAUCUAAUUGAGGCAUUUCGCUUAUCGGAUGAAAUGCCUUCACAGGGUGUUCAACCGGAUGCCUUUGUAUACAAUGCUCUUCUUCAUGGAUGCUGCAGGGCAGGAGAGACAGAGAAGGCAUUGUCAUUAUUCCAUGAAAUGGUAGAAAAGAGAAUUGCAUCUACUCUUACUUUCAACACAUUAAUCGAUGGGUUAUGCAAGUUAGGAAGAAUGAGUGAAGCACUGGAGUUGGUGAAGGGUAUGUCUGAUAGGCACCCACCUGAUCAUGUAACUUUUACCAUUUUAAUAGAUUAUUGUUGCAAGAAUGGAAUUAUGAAAGAAGCAGAGGAUCUGUUCCAACAGAUGCAAGAGAGGAAACUGAUACCAACCAUUGUGACUUACACUUCACUCAUACAAGGUUAUCACAGAUUAGGAGACAAAUUGAAAGUGUUUUCACUAUUUGAGGAGAUGGUGGCUAGGGGUAUUGAGCCUGAUGAAGUAGUCUACAGCUCGAUGGUUGAUGCACUUUACAGAGAAGGGAAUCUACAUAAAGCUUUCAGUCUUUGGAAUGAACUUUUGGAUAAAGGUCUUCUGAAAGGACAUGUAAGUGAAACAUUAGUGCAGUCCUGGUGUGAGAAGGGAGAAAUUUCUGCACUAUUGGCAUCACUUAAUGAAAUAGGAGAGCAAGGUUUUGUACCUGGUAUUGCUAUGUGCAGUACUUUAGCCCAAGGAUUAGAUAAAGCAGGAUAUUCUGAAAAAUUACCAAUGGCUCUGGAGACCAUGGUAAAGUUUUCCUGGAUCUCUAAUUCCAUGACUUCAACUGACUUAAUCACGCGUUGUCAAAUGGAUGGGCAUACUGAAAGUGUUAGCAACCCUCCAAAGCAAUCAGCCUUUGAAGUUGCUCUUCAAGCCUAGCUCAACAAGAGUACUUUAUGCUGGAUUGUUCUGUUCUUUCUGCUGUUCCUGACUACGGAUGCCGAUGGCGAAGCACCUACAUCAAAGUUGAAAGCAUCCUGAUCACAGUAGAGGUGAUUUGGUCCGCUGCUGCUCCAUUAUUUUAUGGUAUAUGUUGCCUGAGCUCCUUCUUCUAGACACUGACCUUCCAAUGGUGGAGCAAUUAGCCUACUCAGGACAAUGAGUUAGCGGGUUCACAUUGUUGUUCUUACUGGGCAACCAGAUUGUGGUUAGAGAGGUGAGACUACUAUUUCUUUUGAGGUGUCUAAAAUCAGGUGUACUAACAAAUGAUGAAGUUUCAGCAUAAGUUAUUUGCCUGCAAACGGUGGAACUCAGAGAAGGUUCAUCACUUGUUUGAUCUGCCUUAUGCUCAUGUUAAUCUGAUAUAGGCUGUUUCCAAUUAAAGUAGCAAACGAUUUGUACCACAGCAGGUUUAUGUGUGACGAUAAGUGAAGUUGCUAUAUCACAAGAGAGCAAAGGAACUUGCUUCAUUAUUCUUCUGUUCGAUGGUCGCUCUGCUUAUGUCGUCUCCUAUCUGUGUGCUUUCUCCUGGUACUAUUUAGGGAAAGCAAGCGUGGUAUGCACAUUGGAGUAACUGAAGUAAUAUGCUCACUGAUUACCACAAUAAAGGCUAUUUAUAUAAAAAAGAAUGCUUGCUAGCUCAUAAUUUCCUUUUCUGCCUUAUAUAGCUUAUUGGAGAAGGAUCCAGGGUAGUGUAAAUUUGAACCUAGGAUUAAUCUCUUUCAGCUGCAGAUCCUUCACUCCCUAUCUGAUUAUUAAAUGUUUUAUAAGGCUUUAAUAAUUUUUUGGACACAAUUAUUUUGAUGAA
This is a messenger RNA of Nicotiana attenuata, 3843 nucleotides long. Its product is annotated as pentatricopeptide repeat-containing protein At5g61990, mitochondrial-like. Bases 210 to 2975 code for a protein of 921 amino acids. The record is from RefSeq and is a predicted model, not a curated record. The transcript has 3 exons. NCBI's taxonomy places the organism in Eukaryota, Viridiplantae, Streptophyta, Magnoliopsida, Solanales, Solanaceae. Gene Ontology annotation, molecular function: protein binding.